This is a messenger RNA of Stylonychia lemnae, 696 nucleotides long. The record is from the annotation of a GenBank genome assembly. NCBI's taxonomy places the organism in Eukaryota, Ciliophora, Spirotrichea, Sporadotrichida, Oxytrichidae.
AUGUCAAUUGAAGAAAACAUUUUCCUAGCUAGAGUUGCUGAACAAGCCGAGAGAUUCGACGAUAUGGUCAACUUCCUCAAGCCAGUCUUGGACGAGAAGGGAGGUGAUAUUACCUCAGAUGAAAGAAAUUUACUCUCAGUUGCAUUCAAGAACCUCAUCUCAUCAAAGAGAACUGCAUGCAGAACCAUUCAAGCUAUUGAGCAAAAUCCCAAGUAUCAAAAGUUCAGCGGUGCUCUCGGUAGUUACAAGAAAUAGAUCGAGGAGGCAUUGUACAAGGACUGUGAGAAUAUCAUCAGCAUUAUUUAGAGCAGAAUUUUGAACAAAGCAUCCGAGUCUGAGGCCAGAGCUUUCUUCGUCAAGAUGGUCGGAGAUUACUAUAGAUACAUCGCCGAGACUGCCACCGGAGACAGACUUGAAGGUGUGAAGACCAAUGCCCUAAAGGCCUACCAAGAGGCAUCAGCUAUUGAUCUCCCCGCUUGUAACGCCACCAAGUUAGGUCUUGCCCUUAACUUCUCCGUAUUCCAUUAUGAAGUAUUGAAGGAUGAGCCAAACGCUAUCACUAUUGCUGAAAGUGCUCUCGCAGCUGCCCUCGACAAAAUCGAUGACUUGGACGAGAACGGAUUCAAUGAAGUGAAGUCUAUUAUUGAACUACUUAAGGAGAAUAUCUCACUUUGGAAAGAAGAUGCUGAGCAAUGA